This is a messenger RNA of Prorocentrum cordatum, 2483 nucleotides long. Lineage: Eukaryota; Dinophyceae; Prorocentrales; Prorocentraceae. The record is from the annotation of a GenBank genome assembly.
AUGCCGACCUCUCUCGCCGUCCUCGCGGCGCUCCUGUCCGCCGCGCAGGCGGCCCGCCUGGCGCAGCUGAUGCACCGCGCGGCGCAGCGUGCCGAGGCCUGGGUCGACGGGGACAGCUCGGCCCCCCGCGCCAGCCUGGCCCAGCGCAGGGCCCCCCAGACGCAGAGCCACCGCGGGCCCCGCGGGGCCGGGCUGGCUCAGGUGCGAGCGGAUACCCGUGCGGGGGCGGCGCGCCUCAACACUACCGCGGGCCGUGGCCAGUGCGCGGUGCCGGACCACCGGCGGAGGGACUGCGGCUACGUGGGGGUGGACCAGGGCCAGUGCGAGGCGAGGGGCUGCUGCUGGAAACAGGGCGGCCAUGGGGCCCCUUGGUGCCUCCACGGCGAGGCGGCAGGCCCGGCCCCGGUCGAGGACCAGUGUGCGGUGCCGGACAGGCAGCGCAACGAUUGCGGCUUUAUGGGGGAAGCCCAGGGCCAAUGCGAGGCGAAGGGCUGCUGCUGGCGGCCAGGCGGCCACGGCACCCCCUGGUGCUUCCAGGGCCGCGGUGGGGCGGCCGCCGCCCCGACGGGAGAUGCGCAGUGUGCAGUGCCCGAGGCCGAGAAGCGGGACUGCGGCUCCUACGGGGUCAAGAAGGACACCUGCGAGAGCAAGGGCUGCUGCUGGCGGGAGACGCGCCACGGGGGCUUGUGGUGCUUCCACAAGAAUGGCGGGAGUUCCGAGGAUUCUGGCGGACCCGAGGAGGACUGGCUCUUUCAGGGAUCCGAUGACCCCGCGAGAACAGAGCAGCCGCCAGCGUCAGUGCCGGCCUCAUGGUGCCACGUCGCCCUGCGGCAGGAGUGCGGCUUCAUGGGCGCGAGCGAGGGCUCCUGUGUGGCGAAGGGUUGUUGCCGGAAGCCAUGCGACCACAGCGAGGCUUGGUGCUUCCACCCGCAGGACCCAGAUAACGCGGCCGCGGAGGUCGCAGAGGCCAUCAUCGGCUACGAGGCCAGGCCCUACACUACGCUCAUGCACCGCUACAACCAGGCGAGCGACCUGCCGUCCUGGUGGGCCGCGGCGGGCGCUGGAGACCUCGCGGAACUGGACCAUUGGACGCGUGUGCCGAGACAGCGGCGGGCUGAGUCGGAGUGGCGCCGGAUGGCGGUGAAGCUGGCGCGCCUGAGGCGGCUGAAGGAAUUCGACAGCGCCCUCGGCUUUCCAGGAGAGGGCCCCCGCCGCAGCGCAUGCUCGAGACGGUCAGCCCGAGCGGUCGUGAUGAUGCUAGGCCUGGCGGCGUGCUUGCUGGUGGAUGGCGCUCGCGUGGCAGGCGAGGCUCCAGCAGCGCGCCCGGCGGUGGAUCUUCGCACGAGGCCGCAGACGACCACCCAGACCGCGCAGAUGAGGCAGCUGCUCUUGCGGCAGGUCGAGAACUGGCUGCUGAAGUUGGACGGGGGCUGCGAGCUGGCAUCGCUGGUGGUGCAAGGGCCUCGGGUGGUCGCCAACGCAGUGGCGGCGCGCGGCCGGGCGCUCUACUCCCCCGGCCGCAGCCUCAAGCACUGCACCGAGACCAUCAACGCAGUGGUGGGCGUCGAGAGGUCGCUGCGGAGGCACAUGGGCGCCGCGCGGGACGUGGCGCAGGCGUGGCAGUUCGCAGUGCCCACGCGGCACCGGUGCCCCACCCCCGUGCCGGUUCUGCGCGCCCUGGUGCCGCUGGCGCUCAGCUGGGGCUGGAUCGACAUGGCCGUCCUGGCCCUCCUGGCCUUCACCUGCAUGCUGCGACCAGGCGAGGCGCGUGGCUUGUGUUUCUCGGACUUGCUGCUGCCGUCGCAGCUGAUGUCGGAUGAUGAGGUGUGCUGCGUGCGAGUCCACCAGCCCAAGGCCCGAUGGGCGGUGGCGCGGAUGGAGCACGCCAGAUGUGAUGAGGUGGUCUUAGUCAGACUGUUAGAGAGGCUGGCAGCGGGCCAGCAGAAAGGGCCGCAAAUCUUCAGAGGCUCAUACCCGCACUUCCGCCGCUGCCACGAUGCACAGUUUUUCGGAAUCGCGGCCACAGAGGCCCACGGCCUGACACCAGCCUCGCACCGCGGCGGCGGCGGCGCCACCUUCUGUUUUGAGGAGUGCGAGGACUUGCCUCGCACGCAGUGGCGCGGGCGGUGGAGGCAGCUCAAGUCCAUGGAGAUUUGCAUCCAGGAAGUGGCCGCGGUGGCGCUCGUGCCGAACAUGGCGCAGGCCUCGCGUCAGCUCGUGGCGAGCUUCGCCGCUGCGCUGCCUGGCCUGCUCGCUCGCGCCACUGACAGGCUCGUGCGUGGCCAAAUCUGAGUGCUUUUAUUGUUUCCUCUCUUCACGGCCCAGGUGCGCACACACUUGCCAUGACUCUUUUGUGUAUGGAGGUGUGGGUCUGGAAGCCAGCUUGCGUGCGUGUGCACUGCAAUCGUCUUGCUUCGUGCGCGCUCGUUGUGGCUUCCGCCAUUGCCAGAGCUUCCCGGGUGCAGGAGGACAACCUUGCGGGG